CCCGGUUCCAACCCGUUCCAUGGUGACAGACGCCGCGCCACCCGCGGGUCGCGCCAUGGAGCCACAAGACUUGUCGGCGUCCGAGCUGGAGGCGAUGUUGAGUGAGCUCUUGGGCAAGUAUCAGGAGCCUGCCUUCCAGCGCGCCUUGCAGGAGGCCUACAGCAGCUGUGCGAGGCAGAAGAUCGGGCUCCAAGCAGCGUUAGGGCCACUGGUUCUUUCGGUGCAGAAGCCGGUGUUGGAAAAGUACGGCCUCCCGGGCAACGCCAGUGGCGUCGACCUCAUGAAGCAUGCCGUGCAGCGCCGCAUUUGCGAAGGCUCCGACGCGGUGGAAGAUUUGGCGAACCAAGCCCGGAAGGCCCUGGGCAUCGAGCAGCUGCCCAAGCGCCAGGUCUCCGCGGAGGAGCAGCUGCAGCGCGGCGCCGAUGAGACGGCGGCCAAGUUUGCCGGAGAUGGGCAGCCCCAGCUGUGGCAGCAGUGUGCUAAAAUGCUGGAGCAAGCCAUGGCCAAAGGCACGAUCCCAGAAGCGUCGAUGCAGUUCUUGCAAGAGCUCUUGAGCAGAGAGGCGGUGUCAGUACCCUCGAUCCUGUGCUUGUUCAGGAUGGCCCAAUUGGGGAUCCAUGUGAGCCUGCUGAGGGGCCUGAGGAUACCUAGCGAAGUGCCCGAGGUCGUGGAACUGCCACCAGCGAAGCUCUUCUUUGAGCGCUAUGCCUUGACUGGCUCUCCCGUGGUCCUCCGCGGAGCCUUCUCGCCCGAGCGCUUUGAACCCUGCGGCCGAUUGCCGGACUUCGACUUCUUACGCCAGAAGUGUAGCCACCGGCGGGUCUUGGUGAAGAGUCUGGGCUUCCAGGACGGCGCCGGGCGCUUGCAGUUCAUGACGGACCCUGAGUUGAAGCUGCCCUUUGCAGCCUACCUGGAGGCGGUCGAACGCUGCGAGCGAGGGGAGGCGGCCAUGCCCUACUACCUGGGCAAGGUGCCCCUGGCGGCGGAGCUGCCUGAGCUGGCGGAGGAGAUCCGCGCAGCCCGCACGGACCCGCAGCAGGAGUAUGGCAGCUGCUUCGGGGACCUGCUGCCCGAGGGCGUCUUCACCUACUUUGGCUGCGGCCGGAACACCACGUCGGUGCACUACGACGCGCAUGAGACGCUCGGUGCUUGCUGGAAUCUCAUGAUCUGCGUGUGCGGCCGGAAGCGCUUGUGGCUCUACCCACCCGGGGACGCCCGCUUCGUGUAUCCCAUCUCCAAGGACCGUGGGCCGAGCAUGGAUUUCAGCCGCUCCUCCAUUUUGCCCUUCCAGCGGUUCGAGGAGCUGAGUGCCUCCGAUCGAGCUCGCUACCCCAUGUUGGCGAAUGCUGCCGGGCCACUGGAGGUUUGGGUGGAGAAAGGCGACUUGUUCUAUCUGCCGAGCAGUUGGUGGCAUUGUGUGGAGGGCUCGGAGGAGCGGAACAUCAUCCUGAACUGGUGGUUUGCCAUGCACCCCGAGAAGAAGCAGCAAGCCUUUGCCGAGCAAGUGAGAGCUGGUGGGUAUGCGUGAAGCCGCUGGCGAGGCAGAAUCCAAAGUGGAGCUGGUAAGUCUGAGAGUUGCCGUGUGAGCCUCACAAAGUUCACGCGCAAAAAGACAGCGUCUCAGCGUCUCGGUGGUUUCACUUCA
This is a messenger RNA of Durusdinium trenchii, 1645 nucleotides long. The record is from the annotation of a GenBank genome assembly. NCBI's taxonomy places the organism in Eukaryota, Dinophyceae, Suessiales, Symbiodiniaceae.